Parus major (Great Tit) is the source of this 2348-nucleotide messenger RNA. RefSeq names its product TAL bHLH transcription factor 2 (gene TAL2). Gene Ontology annotation, biological process: regulation of transcription by RNA polymerase II. The record is from RefSeq and is a predicted model, not a curated record. Gene Ontology annotation, molecular function: DNA-binding transcription factor activity, RNA polymerase II-specific; protein dimerization activity; RNA polymerase II cis-regulatory region sequence-specific DNA binding. NCBI's taxonomy places the organism in Eukaryota, Metazoa, Chordata, Aves, Passeriformes, Paridae. The transcript has a single exon. The coding region runs from base 5 to 358 and encodes 117 amino acids.
AAGAAUGACAAGGAAGAUCUUCACCAACACCAGGGAGAGGUGGAGGCAGCAAAAUGUUAACAGUGCCUUUGCCAAGCUGAGGAAGCUUAUUCCCACCCACCCACCAGACAAAAAACUGAGCAAGAACGAGACACUCCGGUUGGCCAUGAGAUACAUCAACUUCCUUGUCAAGGUCCUGGGAGAGCCAGGCCUGCAGCAAACAGCAGUGGCAGCUCGGGGCAGCAUCCUGGGAUUCUUCCAGCAAGCCCCACACUUGCAGAGCAUGGAAGAGCUGACACUGAUUGAAAACUGUGGUGUCUCCUGUCCUGGCAUGAGCAGCAAUAUAGCGGAGUGUUGGUCGGAGGCAUCAUCUCCCUAGCAGACAAUGAGAUGUGCAGUCUCUGUGUUAGUGUGAUAGUCCCUCUCUCCUGGCAGAAUCUGUGGGUUGCUCUUCCAUGUAUUGUGAUUAUUUAUUAAUAUUUAUUGCUAUUUAAUUUGCAUUUUUAUUUAAUAGGAUAGGAAAUCCUUGGUUGUGCAAAAAUCUGGAAGUCAAGACAGAGAACUUGUGGUCUCUGGGAGCUUGGAAGGACUCACUGCUGUCAUGGCAGAGUCCAAGCCAGAACAAUCUUCUGCCCAGAUCUCCUCCAUAAAUCAGGGCACAGAAAUUCCUUCAGUGCUUCUGACAGGGAAAGAGAUUAUUCUCCCAUGCUAUUUCAAGGAAACACUAUUGAGAUGACGAAUUAUGACAGCACCACAAAAUUUGUCCACAACAAACAUCUAACCUCGGUAGUGAAAGAUUUUGAGAUAGGUGAUAUUUGACACAGACCUCCAUGAGUUGUUCUAGGGACUAAUUGCACUAACUCUUGAACUCGUGGAUCUUAUUUCUAGCUUGAUUAUUUAUUUUUUUUUAAAUGUAAGUCCUAGCCCUUGAACCUGGCUACAUCUUUCUUCAUCAGACUGGAGAGAUCCCUUACAUCUGAGCAAAGCACAUUAAACAAGACUAAAUGUUAGGUUAAAGCAAAAAGUGACAAUUUAAAAUGACAAAAUACAUAGUCAUAGAUGAGUUUCAGAGGGUUCAAUAGGCAAAAUAAAUCUCCUCCAUAGCAGUGUGCACGUGAAGGAAGAUGGUCAACUAUGCCCCAGCUGCCUUAAAAGUGCAUCAAAGAGGUUGUUGACUCAAUGACUUUGUUCUUCUGUAGGAGCUGUAGCAAUGGGAGAGGUCCUCUUUGGGAGGGAGGUCCCAGGACAAAGGCCUCAGUGAUGCACUGUGAAAACCUUUAUGGACAAAACUAAGUCUAUGGUUAUGCAUGUAUACCUCACUGACUGCCCUGAGACUCCCUGCUUCCACCUGCUCUAGCUGAGAUUCUCCCACCUGGACACUAUCCCAAACGGGCCAGUGAAGCAAGGACAAAGAAACUGGUGUAAAUAUCUUCCAUUUGUGAGUCACUUCUCUGUAGGAAAAGCACCAACCAUCACACUGUAUAAGCUGCAUGACAAGAGGUUUCAUGAAAGUGGCCACUAGGUAGGUUAUUGUUGCCCACAAAAAAAUAUAAUUUAAUUUCCUGACUGAGUUAUAACCCAUGCCAGCCAAGGCCUGGUCUGCUUAUGUGACUUACAAGCAGCCCAAAACAGCAGAGAAAAUGCCACCAGGUUUAAGCAGAGUGGCUUUCUGGUGAGAUCCUGCUCCCACUGACACAAGUGCCUCUUGAUUUCCAUGUGGACCAAGGCACAUGUCAAGGCUUAGAAAAACAAUUGUUCCUGACUGGUAAAGAAAAUUAGCUCUAGUAAGCCAAGGCAUGUCCCUGGGCUGUUUCUAUUUGUUCAUGAGACAAAGAGGUGCUUUCAGAAAGCAGAACUAGGGUUUGUGCAUGCUGCAUGUACAGCCUUUCUGCAUGAGGGGAUUUGGCACCUGAAGCUGAGCUGCCUUUCAAAGCCUCACCAAGCACCAGGUGCACCAAAGAAGCCAGGGCUGGCUCCUGCUAUGGGAAUGUUGAGCUGUCCACAGCAUUGGCAAAAGCCAAGGUCUGACAUGAGCACAGCUCAGCCCAUCCAGCGCUGGUGCUGUAAGGUACAGGCAUGCCAGUGGACAGAUUUUGACCAAAAGAAAGAAAGAAAAAAAGAAUAGAAAAACCUGAAAGGGCUCAUGUUGAUUUGUUUUCCAUUCUGAACACUGCUAAUAGUUUGCUUAUCCCUGGGUUUGUGAGCUAUCAGGACUGCCCUGGGGAGCAGCUGAGUGGAAGGGCACUCAGAAUCCUUCGCAUGGUUCAUUUCUCCUCACCUCUGCCCACCUUAACGUGACUAAAUGGGGCCACAGCCCCCUCUGCAUGGCACCCCAAAGGUAAUGAGCCACAUCCUCCUCCCAGCUUACC